Aspergillus affinis is the source of this 8688-nucleotide messenger RNA. RefSeq names its product DNA-binding protein kinase TEL1 (gene atmA). The coding region runs from base 1 to 8688 and encodes 2895 amino acids. The transcript is spliced from 9 exons. Gene Ontology annotation, biological process: DNA repair. The record is from RefSeq and is a predicted model, not a curated record. Gene Ontology annotation, molecular function: protein serine/threonine kinase activity; protein binding. Lineage: Eukaryota; Fungi; Ascomycota; Eurotiomycetes; Eurotiales; Aspergillaceae.
AUGGGCGAAAUUUCUCUUGAUAGAGCACUCGUGCUUCUGUCAUCCGAGAAGCAGAAAGAGCGCUCGGAUGGGUUGGCUAACUUGAAGCAUAUCUUCCAACAGAAUAAACAAAACUCCAAAUUAAGCUCGUUGAAUGAUAAGGCAUGCCAUAAGAUUCUUGAAUCUCUUUUCCGGCUCAUCGCGGCCGAGAAGUCGGCGUUUACACGAGCAAAUUCCAAGGGGCCAUCUGCCUCUCGCUUGUCUACCUGUGCAUCUGUGAUACGGACGGCCGUUGAUGUCUUUUUGCCUAACCUGCGAAUCAAAUCUGUCCGUGCAAUCACUGAUCAUAUAACCGAUACCCUGUUGACGCCACGGUAUGACUUGUUUGACCUCCUAGGUGUUGAUUACACCAAAUGUCUCUCCACACUUCUUAACUACCCCCCACAUGUUGAGCAUCUAAGUGCCAGUGAAUGGGAGAAGCUUGUAAGCUUAUGUCUUAGAAGCAUAAGCCUCACAGAAAAUGAAGAGAAUGAACAAUCUUUCUCGAACAGUCGUCGAUCCACUUUAGACGACUUUCGGACCGGUGGUGGUAGUCGUGGUUCGACACCCUCCAGGGCGACUUCAGCUUUAGCUGUCAGAGAAAAGCCCAGGGGCAAUCAGAGCGCGAUAACUGAGGCUCUGAAUUGUAUUCAGGUGCUAACAGCGAGUCCGAGUGCCCCGAUCCAAGAUUCUGCCGAAAGAAUACUUGAAGGGCUGGCGGAAUUCCUCAAAUCAUCAGCAAGCAUUGGGAGUGGCCACCUGGCCGCGAUCAGCAGCUUGAACUCUGUUACCAUGCGAGUUUUGUUUGACCAGUCAAGCCUUGUUCGAACAUCCAUGCUGGACUUGAUUCCUACGAUACGACACCUGUGGACCACUAAGCUGACAAGCUUAAAGGAUGAGUUACUUGUCACUAUCAUGCUUUGUAUGGUCAUCAUAAUCAAUGCAGCUCGGAGGGAACCAUCUGAAUCACUGGCUCAGUUGAUUGAAAGCCUGGUGGAUGCUUUAUAUUUCGAAUACACCCGACGACCGGAGAAGGACUCUCUGCAAAUUGACGAAUUGAUAUUCUACCAAAAGGCUUCGCAGGAGCAAAGGUUCUUGAUAGGCCCUCGCCGUGAAAUGCCCAGAUCAGAGCACAAUUGGACUAUAGUAUGGGCCAUAGCAAAAUUGAUGGAAAUGUCAGAAGAAGUUAUUUCUCGUCUAGUCUUGCUUCGUAAUGCAGAUGAGGCAUCGAACAAAAGGCAGCGUCUAACAUCGAUGAUCCAAGACGUUUUGCGAGAUUCCACGACAUCUUCAGGUGCGAAAAGAGUAUGUGCGCUACAGCUGAUUCCCUUCCUUGUUAAAGGAAAAGUGAGCGUCGAAUCAAAGGAAUCAUUGCUCCGACGUUUAACCCCAUGCAUACUUGAUGAUAGCAGCACAAUAUCAUCUUGGACAAUGGUGGCGAUAGCAAGUAUUGCUGGUAGUCCAGGCGUCGACUCCAGCUCUUUAAAUGACGAUUGGCAACGAGUUUGGGAUCUCACAUCCCGUGCUUCUACCUCCCAUACAACAUCAAGGGCAGCCUGUACGCUCAUGGCAUCCCUUCUUCAGUUCGAACUUCUAGAGUAUUCAGCAAGCGCGGAAGCUAUUAAUUCGAUGCUUUCAUCUGUGAACUUGAACGGGCCAUCAUUGAUGUCGGAUUCGUCGCUGGCUUUUUGGGCUACGGUAACUAGGGCAAUUGCCCAAAUAAACCCGGGAUCCGUUCCACAUGCAUCUAAAUUGAUUUGCACGUGGCUACGAGAGGCUUGGACAAUUGGCACAAUAACUGAUCGGAUACUCACAGCGCAAGUUGCUACUUUUGCGCGUCCUUUGGAUAUCUUCAAUUUGAUCCUAGCAUGCACAAAUAGGCCAUAUGCUCCACCUAUGCUUCAAUACAGAGGGCCAGUGGGCUUGGUUGCUCGAGGCUGGCAAUUCUUCCAUAAGACCAAGCGGCUGUUGAGUUACGUUUUUGACCUGGAAGAGUCCCUCGACAUCGUCAACAUAUGGUGCCCACAAGAGGAGAUAAACCUGGACAUAUUCACUCAGCAAGACCCAAAUGACACCAUGAUACUGGAGCUUUUGCACGUGAAAUCCGAGAUCUUCCUACAAAAUUGGCGAUCUCUGUCAGAGGAUAGAUCUACUCAUAUCACUGUGGAUGUUGUGCAAAUACUGGCAUCCUUCUGCAUAAUAUCUACAUUGUAUACGGAGUCCAUGCCAAAACAAGCCGAGUCGCGCUCACAGAAUCUACAGAAGAACACUGAGAGUCUAUGGGAAAACAUAUGUUUGUUUUUGGGUGGCCGUGACCUGGAAUUUGUGCAGGCUUGCCUCGUGCUUCUAUCUCCUUUUCUCGGCCAAAAACUCUGCUUUCCAGGCCCCAAGUCCGCGAUUUUCAAAUUUCUUCACAAAAUCAUCAACCCGUUGUCCGAAGUUCUUGAAGGUCACAGACAGACUCAAAGAGGGCAGCUUUCUGCUCAGGGAGAAGACCACAUGGACCUGGACGAUCCGUUGCUGGGUUCUAAUGAUCGACCCAAAGAGACUAGGGCUAUCAUAAACAUGAACCGAGUGGCGAUACCUCUGUUCUACGACUUUGCUACAUUUCAGCGUUGCUUGACGAUAGAGUUGUCUGUUUUCCGGAGGCUGCAGGUACCUACAGAUGAAAAUGGACACCUUGCAAGCAGUAAUUUGAUUGAGUAUCUCGCAGAUUUGGAUGAAGUUGAUAUUCUGUCUGCGCGAGACUUCUUGCCCCAUGUUUACCGCGCUUGCUCAGGCAUGGAACGCACCUCAAUGCUAAGAGUACUAGAGGAUACAGGUGAGAAAUGUUUACAAUCAUAUGAGCUCGAGCGCUGCGAAAACUCCCACAUUCUUUGUAUCCAUUUGAUGCACAGCUUUGUCGAAGCGUGGGUAGCAGGUCAAAGUGACCACUUGAGCGACUCGGCUUCAGACAUUUAUACUUGGUUUACCGAUGUGCUACUAGCGAAAGGGCGAGCUUCACCUUCGGUCUUGAUAGGAUUCGCCGAGCUCUUGGGAGGUGUCCUUAAAUCGAACACUUCAUUCACCAGUGGGAAGUCAAGUCCGUCUGCAAGAACCAGCCUUCUCACUAUCAUACAGGAAGGUGAUAUUGCCGUGAAGUUUGGUGCUGCAGAUCUCAUCUGUCAAUUGUUUAACCAAUACCCACUGAAAGAUCAUGACGCUAUUUUCGAUGAUAUCCUAGACAGUCUUCCAAGAGACCCAGAUUGGUGCGAGGGAAUUGCUCUUCGUUUAUUCAUCCUAGCGCAGUUGGCUUCCCAGUGGCAUACCUUGCUGCGGAGGAGUAUCUACCAUAUGUUUGAGACUCCAGCUCAAAUUCCGGAAUCACUUUGGUACGCCGAGAAAUGUGUGGGUAGUGUUGCACGGAUCCUUGGACUUAAAGAUACGCGAGAGCUCUUUCGGUUGUUCUCUUCCCAGAUACUGUACACCUGGACCGAAACAGAAUCUAUUGCAUUGAUGCCUUUUAGUAUUUUCGGCUAUCCGAACCUCGAAAGCAUGCUGAACGAUGUUCAGGAUGAGGUUGUUGGUCAAAUAAUGAUGCGCGCAAGAGACAACGACAGUGCGGAACUCUCAAAGCACAUGAAAAAGGCUUGGACCGAACUUCUAGCAGAGUCAUUCUACAAAGCAGAGGCCUACACAAUUGCACGAGAUAUCGGUACCCCCCCUGGGCAAGGAAGUCAGCCAAAAGGCGUGGAAACUAGGGUCAAGAAAAUACUAGGGACCGAGAGGUUCUUGGAAUCAAUUGAUCAGCAAUUUGCACAGACAAUUGCAACUUUCUUUGUCUCAAUGGACCAGUACGAGCAGGUUGAAAGGGCUUUCUUGAAACGCGAGAGCUACCAUGGCGCUCUUCAAACCAUGAAAAACAUAACGGGCAAAAGUCUUUCGAAGGUUGUUCUUCCUGCCAACCAACAACCCUCUUUCAGGGCACGCUACCUCCUUGACGAGCUCGAAUUCUUUUGCAAACGGAGCGGAUACGAGCUUGAUACAAUAUGGACACCUACACUGGCUUCCUACAUCUGCCGCGCCUUAUUGGAAUUGAUACAUCCGGCUCUUGGGUCCCUUCAUGCUUGUUCUGUUAUACGAAAAAUUCGAAUCUUAGUAUGCGUAGCCGGGCCUGUCAUGCUGAGAGACUAUCCUUUUGAGAUGCUUCUCCAUUCUCUCCGGCCAUUUCUCACGGACAUUUACUGCUCUGAGGAUGCGCUGGGAAUUUUUUGGUACUUAUUGGAGGCAGGCAGGGACUAUUUAAUUGAGAACCCAAGUCUCAUGGCUGGAAUAACUGUUUCCACUUUCUUGUCUUUGAGAAAUUUUGUGGCUUCCCCUCCGGCGAAAACAGUUCACGAGAGCCUGUCAAGAGUUGUAUUAUCCACCAUCCAAGCAUUUAUGCAAUGGUUUGAGGCGUACCUGGACACGUACGACUCUUCGGUACUGAACUCUGCGACGCGUGAAUUGUUUCGCCGUAUGCUCAAGUCUUCCCAAGGGGGUCUCACGACAAAAGGGGGCCCAAAUGACACAUUGAAGCGUGAUUUGCUUUUCGACGUUCUCGAUGACCGAAGCUCGGACAAAAGUUUACUGAGCAAACCUACAUCAGAUCAUGUCAUAUCGCUGUUGUGCAUCGACUCUAACAAGCCUCCCGAUUUCCGCCAGCCCACAACUGGAGAGGAAACCCACCAUGUGCCUAACUCUGUGGCUAUCUAUGAAACUUUGCAAAAUUUUGAAACCAGUUCUCAAUACAAACUAUGGGCUGCUAGAAUCAUCGGGCGAGAGUUUGCUGCUACCGGAAGCAUUAGCAAUGACUUGUUGAGAGAGCAGGAUUUGGCUUUGUUCAAAACCAACCUUUCCAAUUUGUCUUUGGAUCCGUUUUUCUAUUCAAAAGCCAGCAUACUCCAAAAAUUGUGCAACAGACUACAGAGCAGCAAGCCUAUGGACGUUGGUCUCUUCGAGCGAACUUUACAACUCAUUGUCAGUAACUUGGCACAGUCAAACGUUUAUGAAGAGGCUGGAAUUGUCAUACCACCAUCAUUAAUGAAGGCUCUUACCUGGAAUCCUUACAAAUGCCCUGCUAUACGUGAAUUUGAAGUGCAUGAUGCUGUCAUCAACUGGGAUUCAGGCCUUUCAAUUUCUCAUUGGGCUCGCAAUGUGGGAAUGUUUCUGUCAAAAGCGGCCUUUGAGGACCCCGUUAUUGGACCGCUCAAGAAUAUUCUCUGCGCUAUUCCUGAGCUUGCAGUUUACAUUCUGCCUUAUAUCCUCCAUGAUGUUUUAUGCACAGAAUUUGACGGCGAUGGAACCAUUCGCCAAAGGAUUUCAGAUGUUUUCAGCCAGGUCUUGCGGGAAGUUAAUGACAAGACGAUCCCACAUGCACGACUCGUAAUCAAUUGCAUGCUUUAUCUUCGAAACCAACCCAGGCCUAAUGAGUCGACUAUUGUGGAGCGUGAUGAAUGGCUUGCUAUAGAUUUCGCCGAAGCCUCCUCGGCUGCCACUGCUUGUCGCUUACCAAAGACCGCAUUAUUAUUUCUCGAGAUACAUGCUUCUCGUGCCGUGUCUUCAUCGCGUCGUUCAUCAGUCGCUAAAUUCAGUGCCCCGCCAGCAGAGUUGCAUGAAAUUUUUAAGAACAUAGAUGAUCCGGACUUCUUUUACGGCAUCCCACAAAGUUCCUCCCUGGAGUCAGUCAUGGAGACACUCGAACAUGAAAGUUCUGGAUUCAAAAAUCUUCUCUUCCAGAGCGCAAAGUACGACAGUGAGAAGCAGAUGUCGGGAAGUCCGAACAACUUUGGUGUGCUGAAAGCGCUGAAUUCAACAAACCUACAAGGAAUUGCAAAUUGUGUGUUCACCUCUACUGGAGGAGGCACCAAGGACAUGGCAGUCUCAUUCGAAAGCAUGCUCCAAGCUGCAACCAACCUGAGACAAUGGGACAUUCCAAUUUCUCCGUUGAACCCUUCGCCUUCUGCGACCAUAUUCAGGGCCUUCCAAACUCUUAACACAUCAGCUGCCUUACCUGACGUCUCUGUGACCAUCGAGGAAAGCUUCCUGGCAACACUUGACUCAUUAACGAGUAAUAGUCGAUCAGCGAUGUCCUUACGAACUGCGACAAGAGUCCUUGGGACAUUGGCUGAAAUCAGCGAUGUCUUGUGUGCCAAAUCGGCUGAAGAGAUAGACCAUGAAUGGGAAAAGAUUGCAAGUAGAAGCUCUUGGCUAAAGAACACGAAUGUGCACGAGGUGGGAGAAAUACUGAACUGCCAUGAGGCUCUUUUCUCGUCGAUCAAGCGAAAAGAUUACUUGAAGUCUGCGAUCAAUUUAAACGAUCGACAAGCGCAACUUCUAGAAGUGAAUGUCAUUCGCCAGUCACUCAAAACUACAAGGAAUCAUGGCAUUGCGCAGGCCUCCUUAAAAUCAGCGGUCUGUCUUUCUAGACUUGCUGAUCACUGCACUUCUUUAGGCAUCAAUGUGGAAGGCGCGGCGAAAUUUGAUUUGGCCAACGUUUUAUGGGACCAGGGUGAAAUGACUGCCUCAAUUCGGAUGCUCCAACAGCUCGAUGAGCAGAAUGACCUACAUAAACAGGCAGUACCAAUAAGUCGUGCGGAGCUUUUAGUGACUUUGGGCCAUCACGUUGCCGAGGCACGUCUGGAAAAGCCGGAAGCAAUUAUUCAAGAGUACCUAGCCCCUGCAGUCAAAGAGCUGAAAACCCGAGCAGGCGGCGAAGAGGCUGGUCGAGUCUACCAUGGGUUUGCGAUGUUUUGCGACCAGCAACUACAGAAUCCCGAUAGUUUGGAGGAUUUCAGACGAAUCGAGCAAAUUCGCAACCGCAAGCAAAAGGAGGUACAAGAUCUGGAGGAAAUGAUGAAGAAUGCCGAGGCGAAGGACAGAGACGGUCUUCGAUACCACCGAACAAAGACAAAGCAAUGGUUUGACCUUGACGAUCGCGAGUAUCAACGUUUGCGACGAAGUCGCGAGGCAUUCCUUCAACAGUCUCUCGAGAACUACCUCCUUUGUCUAAAGGAGAGUGAAAGGUACAACAACGAUGCACUCAGAUUCUGUGCCCUGUGGCUUGAUACAUCCGAGAGCGAUAUCGCAAAUGCCGCGGUCUCGAAAUAUCUCCAUCAAGUCCCCAGCAGGAAGCUCGCCCCCUUGAUGAACCAGCUGAGUUCUCGGUUGCUGGAUGUUUCCGAUGAUUUUCAGAAGAUGCUAUUCUCGCUCAUCUUUCGCAUCUGCGUGGAGCAUCCAUUCCACGGCAUGUAUCAAAUAUUCUCAAGCAGCAAAUCUAAGGGCGGCAAAGACGAGACCGCGCUUUCACGCAAUCGAGCAGCAGGCAGGCUGGUAGAGUGCCUGAAGAAAGACAAGCGCAUAGGGCCAACCUGGGUCGCUGUCCACAACACAAACAUCAACUAUGUGCGAUUCGCAGUCGAUCGGAUGGAUGACAAGCUUAAAAGCGGUGCCAGAGUUUCCUUAAAGAAAUUGUUGUCUGGCCAACGUCUCGAGCAAGAUGCUGCUACUCAAAGACUACCGCCACCCACUAUGAGUAUUGACAUUCGUAUUGACUGUGAUUAUCGCGAUGUUCCUAAGCUUGUUCGAUUCAAUUCCGAGUUUACAGUCGCGUCUGGUGUCAGUGCACCGAAAAUCCUCACUGCUUUUGCCACCGACGGUCAACGUUAUAAACAGCUGUUCAAAGGAGGAAAUGAUGAUCUACGGCAAGAUGCUAUCAUGGAGCAAGUAUUUGACCAAGUCAGUAGCCUCCUCAAGGACCACCAAGCGACUCGGCAGCGGAACUUGGGGAUUCGAACAUACAAAGUCCUCCCUUUGACGUCCAACUCCGGGAUCAUUGAGUUUGUUCCACACACUGUUCCGCUGCACGAUUUCUUGAUGCCAGCACAUCAAAGAUACUUCCCGAAGAAUAUGAAACCCAACGUGUGCCGAAAGCACAUUGGUGAUGUCCAGACACGAUCAUUUGAAACCCGGGUCAAGACCUUCCGCCAGGUGACUGACCACUUCCAUCCGGUCAUGAGGUUUUUCUUUAUGGAGAAAUUCAACAACCCAGAUGACUGGUUCGCAAAGAGACUCGCGUACACGCGGAGCACUGCUGCGAUCUCGAUACUGGGCCAUGUUCUGGGUUUAGGAGAUCGACACGGCCACAAUAUUCUUCUCGACGAACGGACAGGCGAGGUCGUGCAUAUCGAUCUGGGAGUAGCUUUCGAGCAAGGUCGGGUGCUACCAGUCCCUGAAGUGGUUCCAUUCCGAUUGACUCGCGACCUGGUUGACGGGAUGGGCAUUACCAAGACGGAGGGAGUGUUCCGACGUUGUUGCGAGUUUACACUCGAGGCCCUUCGUCAGGAAUCGUAUAGUAUCAUGACUAUCUUAGACGUGCUCCGCUACGAUCCCCUGUACAGCUGGACUGUAUCACCACUGCGGAUGAGGAAAAUUCAGGACGCCCCAGAAUCGAAUGGGGCGCCUGAACCUCCGCGUGCGGCCGACCAACGCCCGUCUAACGAACCAAGUGAAGCUGACCGUGCGUUAACGGUGGUGGCCAAAAAGCUGGGUAAAACACUGAGCGUGACGGCCACAGUCAACGAGCUCAUCCAGCAAGCAACGGAUGAAAAGAACCUCGCGGUUCUUUAUUGCGGCUGGGCCGCUUAUGCAUGA